CUUCGACAUAUGACCAUCCAUUCAUCCAUCUCUCAACUUUUCAAAUCUUUUGCAACUCAUAACUGUCCUUCCAAAUCCUCCGUGUCAAUAAUCUCCAACGUCUAGUACUCCCUCGCCGACCAACCUUCUCCUCUCCUGUUCAAUCUCCCCUUCAACACCGACCCCACCGUCGCAAUGGCCGGCGAUCCUAGAGCAUUGCUCCAGAAAGCCGACAAGGCCGCUCAAGGAGCGACAGGUGGUUUCAGUCUCUUUGGCGGAAGAGCGGAAAAAUGGGAAAAUGCAGCCGACCUCUACACACAAGCAGCCAAUGCGUUCCGGGUAAACAAGCAAAACUACGAAGCGGGUCAGGCAUUCGAGAAAGCGGCUUCGAUACAACAAAGCAAACUGAACGAACCGGACGACAUGGCCAACACGCUCACGGAAGCCUUCAAGGUGUACCGCAAGGAUUCCCCCAACGACGCGGCGCGAGUUCUCUCGACCGCCAUCCAACACUACACGAUGAAGGGAAACUUCCGGAGGGCGGCGACUCACCAGCAGAACCUGGCCGAGGUGUACGAGAUGGAGAUAGGGGACCAAAAAAAGGCCCUCGCGGCCUACGACACUGCCGCGCAGUGGUACGAGAGCGACAACGCCGAGGCCCUGGCCAACAAGCUGUACCUCAAAGUGGCCGACCUCGCGGCCCUCGAGGGAGACUACCAGGACGCCAUCUCCAAACUCGAGGCCGUGGCCAAGUCGUCACUCAACAACAACCUCAUGCGCUGGAGCGUCAAGGACUACUUUUUGAAGGCCGGGAUCUGCCACCUCGCGGCCGGGGACCUGGUCGCCACCAAGCGAGCCCUCGACCAGUACCGGGAACUCGACAACGGCUUCGCGGGCACCCGAGAAAACAUGCUCCUCACCGACCUCGUCGCGGCCGUCGAGGAAGGCGACCAAGAAGCAUUUGCCGAUAAACUGUUCCAGUUCGACCAGCUGAGUAAACUCGACAAGUGGAAGACGACCCUGUUGCUCAGGGUCAAGAAUGCCAUUGAAAAGGAGGAAGAGGACUUUUCGUAGAUUUUUACUGCCGCGACGGAUUGUGACACACCCACACACAUACAAGCAUAGGGACACGAGGGAAUGGGAAUGAGAUACGACGUUGACCGUGUGAAUGGCCUGGGCUCCUUUCCUGUCAAAGGUGGCUUGGCAUGGGACAUGGAUAGGCAUGGCUUAUAUGUCUAAAACCUAGGACCUGGGCAUCAAGGGGUUCUGGUCGCACCAACAGGGAUAAACAAUGAUGGGGCAUGGGAAGUCCUUUGUUUACCGAAGGACCAGUUCCAUUAUACGAGGACACUCAUGAUAUACUCGAUCGUACCUAGGUGAGAAGCAUGACGGGGGGUUCGAAUGGCGUUACGGUCUCAAGCUCGGUAGUUCAUGGGGCUUCGAGGGUACUUGAAUAGAUGCUUUGUUAUAACCGAGAAUCACCUGUAGACGUGGCGAAUGUGAGAUUUUACACG
Molecule: messenger RNA, 1493 nt
Organism: Exophiala oligosperma
Lineage: Eukaryota; Fungi; Ascomycota; Eurotiomycetes; Chaetothyriales; Herpotrichiellaceae
Exons: 2
Coding region: 175-1053 (292 amino acids)
Biological process (GO): SNARE complex disassembly; intracellular protein transport
Cellular component (GO): vacuolar membrane; SNARE complex
Molecular function (GO): soluble NSF attachment protein activity; syntaxin binding
Source: RefSeq, a predicted model, not a curated record